UCGAUUUCGAGAUCUCUACUGCACAACAUCCAUCCUUUAUCCUUUUUUUGACAAAAAAUAUUAAAUUAAUAUAACAUAAAUGAAAGUAAAUUAUGAACUAUUAGAUGUAUACUGCUUAUGCAUUUAGCAAACACAAAAUAAUGUAUAGGUAUUUAAAGGCAGUAUAAAAAAAAGAGUGAAGAGAAAAUCAGUCGAUUGAAACAUGUUCGUGAAAAUUGCAAUACACAACAAAUACGAAGAAGUACAAGGACUAGAAAACAAUGAGACGUCGUCAAGUGAAAUAAUACAAAUAAUACAUUCCGCUUGCAAAAAAAGAAUAAAGUUAAGGACAACGAAACAAUUAAUACAACAAGUUGUCGGCGAAUGAGUUUGGAUAGUGGUAAUCAAAUCCCCAAAGGAAAUCAUCAGUGACGACGAGGACGACCCUAUCACAACACCCACCCCCUCAAACCACUUCUACCACCACAACCAAUACCACUUGGAAGAAGCUGGAAAAUUUGUUGAAGUGUGGGAAAAUGCAGUGGUAUUACAAUAUAUUAGCUAGACGACCAUAUCUUAUGGUUUUGUUCAUCACAGUUUUCUGUACGGCCUGCAUUAUUGUAUCACUAACGACAAACACAUUACCGGACUUUACAGAUCCAACUUUGGGUUUUGAAACACGAGGCACUGAUAUAGGCAAACGCCUAAUAGCAUGGCACAAUUUGAUACAAGAAACUGGCCCAUCGAAUUUGCUUGUGGCAAAUCCAAGCGAUCUUCAACAUCAAGCGGAACGCAAUGAAUAUGGCAUCAAUGAUUAUCAUCAUUCCAUUGGGAGAAAAAAUCGUCGCAAUCGCAAACGUAAAAAUCGCAAGCAGAGAAAAAAUCAACGACAACGGAGUAGAAAUAAAACUGAAUUGGCAAAUGAAAUCAUCACAUUCAAGAAUCGUUUGAGACCUAAAGCCAAAAAUCAUAGUGCACCUAAUGAGGGGGCUGAACGUUAUAAUGCCUCAGCCGGCAUGUCUUGGCAUGGCGAUAAUGGCGUAUUUAAAGAUUAUGAAAUCACUAAUGACACAUCAUCUUCAUUGGCCUCAUCAUCGGUGUCGUCCAAUACUUCCAGAUCCAAUGAGCAUGGCAUAUAUGGUCUCAAUAUGACCUUUGUCGAUGAAGAUGAUCACCGUGAACGCAUACAAACGAAGAAGAGCACAUGGAUUAUACUGCAAAGAGCUGAAUUGCCAUCGGCUUCAGACAGUGGUGAAAGUAUACGAUUACCCAUAGAGGGCUACUUUUGUGACUCGCCAGCAAAAGAAUAUUCACAUUUUGUGGUUGAACGUGUUGGGCCUAAUGCCACCGAUUCACUCUUUGAUAUAAACGGCAUUUUGGCCAUGUGUGUAUUGCAAGAUCAAAUCACUAAGGUACCUUACUACGAGGAGUAUUGUGAACGGGAAAUGAUUAGCAAUAAUUGUUGUCGUCCCUGGUCUUUGGCGAAUUAUGCCACUCUUUUGGCCAAUAAGAGUUCGUGUUUUGAUUUGACACAUGAAGACAUUUUGCUAUUGCAAAAUCUUUUGCUUACUUGCUUUGAAUAUUUCCAUGACUUAAAGCUAAGCAAUGAUUGCAGCGAAAGAAAAUGUUUUGCUCCACCUGAAUGUACUCGUAAAAAUAUUGUCUUCAAUAUUCUACACUAUUUGACUGAUUAUAAUAUUAUAAAAGUAAAUGAAACAAAUAUAUUCCUAAAAUUCUCCAUGAUAUUUGUGCCAGUUUCACAUGCAAGAAAAAUUUUACCAUUAUUUCAUGAAUGGGAAAAAGUUGACUUAAGCAAUGAACUUGUCCGGGUUGCUGCGAUGGAUUUGGGUUUGGAAAAUGAAUUAUUCAAUGAAUUAUUAUUAACCGAUGUCUGGCUGGUGGCACUGGGUGGCAUAUUUGUUAUGACUUGCAUGUGGCUGUAUACAACAUCUCUAUUUGUUACUAUAAUGACUUGCAUUGCUGUGAUAUUUUCAUUAGGUUUAGCAUACUUUGUUUAUACUCUAGUAUUUGAGAUGUCCUUUUUCCCAUACAUGAAUCUUUUGGCUGUUGUAGUAAUCAUAGGUAUUGGUGCAGAUGAUGCCUUUAUUUUUGUUAAAAUAUGGCAGUGCGUGUUAACAGAACGUUUUUCAAAAACAUCAACUAUUACAACAAAAUCUCUGGCAAAUCCUGAACCUGAACAAACUGAAACGUUACAAAACCUGAUGGCAUUAACAUUGAAACAUGCUGCUAUUUCAAUGUUCGUUACAUCGAUAACAACGGCGGGAGCAUUCUAUGCAUCCUAUACAAGUUAUAUAACAGCCAUAAAAUGUUUUGGUAUAUUUGCUGGAACUGCUGUUAUAACCAAUUAUUUUCUAAUGAUUACUUGGCUGCCGGCAUCCAUUUCAAUUAUGGAACGUUUCACUUCCUUUACCACCUGUAGUAAAUUACAAAUUCAAAAACUCUUGAUCAUGCUCAAUAAGUCAAUUAAUAGUUUUUGCACAAAACUUGAAUUGUGGAUAACUACAGCUAUACUAAAUUAUGCCCCCAUAUUAUUUACUCUAUUUGGCAUUGCUGGCAUAUGCUGUGGUGUAGUAGUUUUGUACAAACCCGGCCUACAAUUACCGGAGAGUUCACAUUUUCAACUUUUUGUUUCGAAUCAUCCCUUUGAAGUGUACAAUUCAAAGUUGAAAAAUGAAUUUUGGUUUGAAAAAGCUAUGGCGAAUUCGGAAAAUUACAAAAUGCCAUUACGUUUUGUUUGGGGAAUACAGCCGACUGAUGAUGGCGAUUAUGACAACCCAUUUGCCUAUGGAAACUUACACUAUGACAAUAAUUUUAAUGUCUCUACGAAAAAUGCUCAACUUUGGCUUUUACAAUUUUGCCAAAAUCUUAGGAAACAGCCAUUUUAUCAAUUGACAUUCGGAAUGCUGUUACCAAACUGUUUUAUAGAGAAUUUUAUAACACUCAUGGAGAGAAUGUGCGUUAAUAGCAUGGAUGACACUGAUCGUACGCCUUGUUGUGACAUCUCUAAAUUUCCCUAUGAACCGGAAGUUUUCGAUAUAUGUUUACCACAAAUCAUAUCAUCGCUUUAUGCAACACCCAGGGAAUAUUUUUGGCCUGGUGUGGCUGGUCCGAAAUUUAUGGCUUCGCCUAGAUUAAUGGAGAAUACCACUUUAAGUGAGGAAAUGGUUAAUAACACUUUGGACACCACCAUGGCCAAUAUGACAACGCCACCGCCUAUUGUUAAAGCUCUAGUGGUAGAGUUCGAGUCCAAUGUAUCCUUCUCAACACAAUACGAUAAGGUUAAAGCUUUUGUCCAGGAAGUAGAGUACUGGUUUGAAAAUGAACUAAAGUCGGCCCCUGUGGAAAUGCAAAAUGGAUGGUUCAUUAGUGAUCUAAAGUUCUAUGAUGUACAAAACACCCUGCCCAGCAGUACAUUGGUGGCCAUAUGUGUGGCCAUGUCAGCCUCUCUGGUCGUGCUACUCUUGGUUACGCUGAAUAUUUUGAUAUCCCUCUAUGCUGUUGUCACCGUAUUGCUAACCAUAUUUGUUACCGUAGCCAUUCUCAUAAUGCUGGGUUGGAAAUUGAACAUUUUAGAGAGUGUAACGGUGAGUACAGCAAUUGGUCUAGCAGUGGACUUUAGUUUACACUACGGCAUACACUAUCGCCUCUCACCAUCCUGCGAACGUCUGGCGGCCACUCAAUUCUCAUUAUCGAGAAUUAUUGGCCCCACCGCUAUGGCCGCCAUUACCACAGGUAUUGCGGGAGCAUUGAUGUUGUUCUCCAGUGUUUUACCCUAUCGCCAAAUUGGCAUAUUUUUAUUGGUUGUCAUGUCGGUCAGCUGGAGUUAUUCAACUUUCUUUCUAAUGAGUUUACUGAAAUUGUUUGGCCCCCAAUAUGGUUUUAUGCAAUUCCAAUAUCCCAGAGUGAAGAAACGCUCCGCCACCAAUGGCAUUAAGUUCUAUGAACGCAAACCCAAUUACAUUACAGCUAGAGAGCAAUUGCUAACACCUUCCAGCUCCGCUGUUGGCGAACUUAUCAACUCUGAAUCGCAUGAAUUGGAAUCUUUGACAUCAAAUUCGUUGAUUAAAACAAUUUCGGGCACUGAGUGUUCGGCUCAAAGUUUCUCCCUGGAUUAUGAACAUUUGCUCAAUAAUAAGAAAUCUGCCAAUACGCUGGCUUCGCCGGUGCCCAGCCAUCAACAACAUCAUCAUACUCACAAAUGUCCAGCAUUUAGAAAUGGAACUACCGCCCAAACAUCAUCUGCUAACACCACAACAACCGCCCUUACCAUGGCUCUUAAUGCCUCAUCGGAUGUUGAUUUGGAAACAGAAAGCAGCAAACCCGAAAUAAUUGUCUGCCGCAAUCAUCUGGAAGAAACACGCAGCUAAAAAUCGCCAAAAUCACAAAACAUGACAAUGCGAAGUGGCACGGUAGGUGUUUUUAAAUAGUAUUAAAUAGUAGUUUAGUAUCUUUUAGAAAUAACUGUAAGAUGCCUUUUGUAAGAUACGUUAUUUCUAUGGUUUUUGGUUUUUUGGAAAACAGAGACUAGGAAUGUUUAAAAAAAAAAAAUUAAAACGCUCAAUUUUUUGAGGAACGAAAAAGAUGGAGAAGAAUAA
This is a messenger RNA of Stomoxys calcitrans (stable fly), 4595 nucleotides long. RefSeq names its product protein dispatched (gene disp). Lineage: Eukaryota; Metazoa; Arthropoda; Insecta; Diptera; Muscidae. The record is from RefSeq and is a predicted model, not a curated record. The coding region runs from base 516 to 4367 and encodes 1283 amino acids. The transcript is spliced from 10 exons. Gene Ontology annotation, cellular component: membrane.